AUGCUGUCUGACAAAAAAUUCCAGAAGCUCCGAAGAGGCACCAAAGGCCUUCUCAUUACUAGAGGUACCAUCUCCGUACUGCAUGCUCCCAGAGAAACGAGAGGACAGCAGCGGCAUUCAAGUCAUAGACAACUCUCUUCCCUGGCAGAGAGACAGUGCGAAGGUGCUGGUAACAUUUACUGGAGCCACACUGGUUCCCAAACACUGCAGCGUGAAGGUGCAAGAGCUGAGGAUCUAGGCCACCGCCCUCCACUCCCAAUUUCCGUCCCACAUCCAAGCCCCAGGUACAAAGCCUUUACGUCAUCACUCCGCGCCAACCCCUGGACGUACCCCCAACCCUCGUUACCCUCCCCCUACCAGCCGCUAAGCGCUUUCCUUCGCCCGCCGCACUCCAGCUGGCGCCAUCGCGCACCCUCUCGGGUUCAUCGUUCCCGCCCCGUUUCUACUUCCCCAACCCGCCCUUCCCCCCGUAGGGCUGCGGCAGAAGCAAGAUCUACUUGUGUCGCUGAGCUCGCGCUCCUCCUCCUCCUCCUCGCCAUAGAGACAGCACUCGGCGGCGGUGGUGGUGGCGGUAGCGGCGGCGGCAGCGGGUGCCCCAUAGACACCUCUCACCCAGCAAGGGGGAAAGGGGAGCCGGAGCUGCGCUGCGCCGUGCUGCGCCGUCGCUUUUCGCACGUCCUGGUGGGGGCGCUAGAUGAUGACGCGGACACGCAGAGGGGGCGGGGCGCGCGGGAAGAGGGCGGAGCACAACCCGGGCAGCGCAAGCCGGGUUUGCUUAGAGACGACGCGGUCCCCCCAGCGCUUGGGCCACGGGCGUCCAAGCCCGCUCCUCUGUGGCUGGAGAACGGCCGGGCCGAGCAGCUGAGAGAAGCAGGCCAGAACCUUCUAGGGCCUCGGGCCCGGGGACCCGAGGAGGAUGAGCUGGCUCUUUCCCCUGAGCAAGAGUGCCUCCUCCUCCGCAGCUGGGUCCCCCGGUGGCCUCACCAGCCUCCAGCAGCAGAAGCAGCGCCUGAUCGAGUCCCUCCGGAACUCACACUCCAGGUGACUGGUUACUGCCUCUUCCGACUGAAGGAAGAAGUAGGGCGGGAGGGCGGGCUGGUCCCAACCACCCUCACAGCUCGUCAGGUCAGCUGCCUGCCCGCUGCCUCUGUGUCACAACUCACAGAUAUGAAUGAACAAGAGGAGAUAUUACUAGAACAGUUUCUGACUUUGCCUCAAUUAAAAAAAAUUAUUACUGACAAAGAUGACUUAGUAAAAAGUAUCGAGGAACUAGCAAGAAAAAAUCUCCUUUUGGAGCCCAGCUUGGAAGCCAAAAGGCAAACCGUUUUAGAUAAGUAUGAAUUACUUACACAAAUGAAGUCUGCUUUCGAAAAGAAGAUGCAGAGGCAGCAUGAACUUAGUGAGAGCUGUAGUGCCAGUGCCCUACAGGCAAGAUUGAAAGUAGCUGCACAUGAAGCUGAGGAAGAAUCUGAUAAUAUUGCUGAAGAUUUCUUGGAGGGAAAAACUGAAAUAGAUGAUUUUCUCAGUAGCUUCAUGGAAAAGAGAACAAUUUGCCACUGUAGAAGAGCCAAGGAAGAGAAACUUCAGCAGGCAAUAGCAAUGCACAGCCAAUUCCAUGCUCCACUAUAGAUUUUCCUGGAAACAUGAACUGCCAAGAGAGGAAGGAAUGGGACACAAAACUAGACAAAUUGUUUUAUAUUUAUGAUUUACAAAUUGGCAUUUCAUCACAGUGGCUAAAAUCACAGAUAUACUAUAUAGAUUGUAUACAGAACUGAGACUGAUUUUUUACAGAUUAGAAUGAGUGCUAUGAUCUUUGCUUUAAGGAAUUUUUCUGCACUAUUUGCACUAAAAAAUGUUUAUUUAUUGAUAAAUCCUAUCAUAUUUAAGUUCCACUGCUGUUCCUCUUAUUAUUAAAUAACUAUGCAUGUAAUUUUAGCUAGUUUUCAAUAUUUUAUAAAACUUCAUCUAAAUUUGUA
Propithecus coquereli (Coquerel's sifaka) is the source of this 1976-nucleotide messenger RNA. It is a transcript of the gene VPS37A, whose product is annotated as vacuolar protein sorting 37 homolog A (S. cerevisiae). Gene Ontology annotation, biological process: ubiquitin-dependent protein catabolic process via the multivesicular body sorting pathway; protein targeting to membrane; protein targeting to vacuole. Gene Ontology annotation, cellular component: ESCRT I complex. Bases 1 to 1629 code for a protein of 542 amino acids. The record is from RefSeq and is a predicted model, not a curated record. The transcript is spliced from 9 exons. NCBI's taxonomy places the organism in Eukaryota, Metazoa, Chordata, Mammalia, Primates, Indriidae.